Molecule: messenger RNA, 1272 nt
Organism: Microstroma glucosiphilum
Lineage: Eukaryota; Fungi; Basidiomycota; Exobasidiomycetes; Microstromatales; Microstromataceae
Product: Calcium/proton exchanger
Exons: 2
Biological process (GO): intracellular calcium ion homeostasis; calcium ion transmembrane transport
Cellular component (GO): fungal-type vacuole membrane
Molecular function (GO): calcium:proton antiporter activity
Source: RefSeq, a predicted model, not a curated record
CCACUUGCUGCUGUGUUGACUCCACAUGCAUUGUCCCACAGAUCGUUCACAGACUUACUCAGGCCGGAACAUCGGCUUCAACCGGCGCCAAACACCUUGCAGUCGCUCAAGAAUGUCUUCUUCGCUUCGCCAUUCAAUGUUCUUCUCGUGUGCAUCCCCAUAUCCUGGGCUCUCUACUUUGCUUUGGAUCGCGGCGAUGCAACAAAUGCGCAGAGUUGCCAGGAACAUCUCGGGAACAAUCUAGCUGUCUUCAUCACUGCAUUCUUGGCCAUCAUACCCUUGGCUCAGCUCCUUUCCUUUGGAACGGAAGAGAUCGCCCUCCGCGUUGGCCAGACAUUAGGUGGACUCAUCAAUGCGACCCUCGGCAAUGCAGUGGAACUAAUUGUAGCUAUCAUUGCGCUGUUCCACUGUGAGCUCACCAUUGUGCAAACUUCGUUGAUUGGCUCCGUACUGAGCAACGUCUUACUGGUGCUCGGAACUUGCUUCCUUGUUGGGGGCCUUCGUUAUUCGGAACAAGAAUUCAAGCAAACGGCCGCCCAGCUCAACUCCAGCCUACUCGCAAUGGCAGUCAUUGCCGUCCUGAUACCUGCUGGAUUUCAUGCCACACUUGGGGAAUCGAUCCAGGAUCCUCAGGAACGCAUUGACCUCCUCAAAGUGUCUCGAGGCGUGAGCAUCAUCCUCUUAGUCAUCUAUGGUGGCUACCUCUUCUUUUCCCUCUCUUCUCACAAGCAGCUCUAUGACGACGAUGAAGAGAGCACCGAGGAGCCCUCUCUCAACGUCGGUGUAGCAAUCGGUCUUCUCUGCGUCUCUACCGCUCUCGUCGGCGUCACAUCGGAAUGGCUUGUAGACAGCAUCAAUGGUGUGACUUGCACAGGCGCCCUUUCAGAAACCUGGGUGGGCUUGAUCCUCUUGCCCAUUGUUUCGAAUGCGGCUGAACACUGGUCCGCGGUGUCUGGAGCUUCCAAGAACAAGAUGGACUUGGCAAUGGGCAUUGCCGUUGGCUCGUCGAUUCAAAUUUCCACCUUUGUCAUUCCACUGCUGGUCGUCAUCUCCUGGAUAGCAGGGAAGCCUUUGAGUCUCCUCUUUGACCCCUUCAUUGCCAUACUCCUUUUCCUGGCGGUGUUGAUCGUCAACUACGCCAUCUCGGACGGCAAGUCAAACUACAUGGAGGGCUGGCUUUUGAUCAUGGUCUACCUGAUCAUCGCUCUCGUGACGUGGUUCGUGGAGCCCUCGAGCGCUUCGGAGCUGUUUCCUGACUCUGUUUGUACCUGA